CUACAGACUGUGUGAGGACAUUACUUUCAGUUUCUGUUAGGACAGGGUGUGCAUAAUAGACACAGAAAGACUGUUAGGGAACACGAGACAGACAAAAACUGAGAAAAGGAACAAGUGGGGAGUCUGAAGAAGAAAGACACUGCAGUACAAUAACAGACACUCCUGGACGAGGGACACAAGCAGCACAGAAAGUGAGGGGGGAGAGGUGAGAGAGUGGGAGAGACAGACAAUAUACAGAGAGAAAGUGAAACAUUGUAUAUUCUGAGACCUGUGCUCCCCAACAUGGCACUUCUGAAUAUCUGUGGCCCUUCUCAGGACUGGCAGUUGCCACUGUACGGAGGAAAAAUCUCACCCACAAUCAACUUCAAACCAUCGAAGACUGAGCUGGCAGUGCCCCCAGGAUGGCAGGUAUAGACAUGCAUUAAUUUUAUACAAGGUUUACUAUGAAUGCACACACAUACAUACACACACACUCUGUGUUGCCCUCAGGUAGUUAACCCACGUAGGUUUGUAGGCCAGUGCACCACUUACUGGACUGUUUACAGAAUACUAUAUAUAGCAUGUGAUCUGGAUCAGGAGCUGUGGUAUACCACGGAAAUCAAUUGCCUUUUUUAUUUCACAUGUCUCAUACAAAAAACACAAAUAGACAAAAAAUUAAAUUCCUUCAACUCCUCCUUACAACGCAAGCAAAAAAUAAUGCGUUGAUAAAGUUUGAUGAACUGUUUUAUGUUUUUGGUCUUUGUUUCUUCUUCUGGUGUAAUUACCACUUCUGUAUGACUACUGGGGCUAUUUAUUGCUGGAUUAUUGGCUAUAACUGGACACAAUUUGCACAUAUUUUGUAAAAGUUACAAAAACAAAAUAAAAAUAAGAAAUAAAAAGAGAGACAAUAAUGCUAGUGAGUAGGUUUGGAUAAUCAGAAAGUCAGUGUCCCUCUUCCUCCAUCCUUCUGUUUCUUAGUCUAGUUUCCAUAUUUGGUUUUCCUACAGCCAGCUGAGUUCCUACAUCGCUUUGAAAAAGGAGUAGAUGGUGUGAAGAUAGAGCCAUGGCAUGGAACCACCACUAUGGCCUUCAAAUUCCAGCAUGGAGUCAUCGUAGCGGUGGAUUCACGAGCAUCAGCUGGAAGUUAUGUUGGUAAGAAUAAUGAUAAUACCAAGUAUGUUAAUGAUAAUUAAUUUCAAAAUAUGGAGAUGGUGAGUAUCUUUACACUAGUAAUUAGUAUUAGAUACUAUUUAAAGCACGAUACAAUGUAUGAAUGCAAUGGCAUUGUCAUUUCAUACCUAAUGAUAAUAACUUUGUCUGGGUAGCUACAGUUAUCAUGGAAGAUUCCUUCAUAUUUAUUUUAUCCUUUUCUUAUCCUGGCAAACAAAAAAAAAUCAUGAUUACAAAGCCACUAAAUGUCUUGUAUUUCCCAACCGAUAUAAAUUGCUGCCAUUUAAAUGUUCAUAGAGUAAACCUGUUUACUAUCGGAAUGGUUAUGCUAUUAUAAUCACACCAGUGGCGACAUUGUUAAAAAACAUAAGAUCCUGUUCACAGACGCACUUUCCAAACAGAACAUUUAGACAAUGCUCCAAAAUAUACAAAAUAUAGAACGAUGUGCCUUUCUUAAAGGACCACUAUAGGCAUCCAGACCACUUCAGCUUAAUGAAGUGGUCUGGGUGCCAGGUCCAGAUAGGAUUAACCCAUUUUUCUGUUUCAGAGAAACUGCUAUGUUUAUCUAUGGGUUAAUCCAGCCUCUAGUGGCUGUCUCAUUGACCGCCGCUAGAGGUGCUUCCGCGCUUCUCACUGUGGUUUUUACAGUGAGAAGACGCUUGCGUCCAUAGGAAAGCAUUGAGAAUGCUUUCCCAUGGACUGGCUGAAUGCGCGCGCGGCUCUUGCCGUGCAUGCACAUUCAGCCGAUGACGGAAGAAGAGGGAGGAGAGGAGGAGGCGAGCUCCCUGCCCGGCGCUGGAGAAAGAGGUAAGUUUAUCCCCUUCCUCCCCCUAGAGCCCUGCGGGAGGAGGACCCCUUUGGGUGGGGGCACCCUCAGGGCACUAUAGUGCCAGGAAAACGAGUAUGUUUGUUUUCCUGGCACUAUAGUGGUCAUUUAACCCCUUAAGGACACAUGACAUGUGUGAUAUGUCAUGAUUCCCUUUUAUUCCAGAAGUUUGGUCCUUAAGGGGUUAAAGGUACACUACACUGAUCAGAUUCACUACAGUGUAAGGUUGUGGUUUUGGUGUAAACAUUCUGUCCAUGCAGUCCAUGUUUUAUAAAAACUGCCCUUUCUUUUUAAAAAGGCAGUGUGUACAUUGAUCCAUAAGAACUCAUCUAGUGAUUGUCACUCAACAAGCCACUAGAGGUGCCUCCUAUUACUAUUUGCUAUAACCUGUUAAUAUUUGGCAUCCUGAUAUUAAGCAUAAAGAUUUGGAAUGCUCCCCAAGAGGAUGCAUUGAUGUGAUGCACCUCUAUGGGGAGAUAAAGAUUAGCACAACACAGCAAUCAAUGCGCAUGCACUGUAGGCCCUUAAUUUUUUUCUGUAUAGAAGCACUGGAUUGGCUGAGAUCAUCAGCUGUGAUACUGGUGCAGCUUGCAAUAAAAAGUAAGCAUUUUGGCUUUAUUUGAGGUUACUGAGGUUACAAUAAAUAACUAACAUUAGAAAUGCAUGCUUAGAGUGUAUGUUAGAACUUCUUUUUAACAGAAACUUGAACCAGUGAGUGGCCCAACGCAAGGACAGCACCACGUACAAAGUUCCCCGCUUAAAAUGUAUUCAAUAAUAGUAAUAAUAAUCUGUAGUGAUAAAUACUUUGAAUGCAUGUAUUCAAUUCUGCAAUUUCCUUACAGCAACACUAAAGGUUAAUAAAGUUAUUGAGAUCAACCCUUACCUACUGGGCACCAUGUCUGGAUGUGCCGCAGACUGCCAGUACUGGGAGCGCCUCUUGGCUAAGGAGUGCAGGUAAGGUAUUGGUAAAUGGACAUUUCUUGUGCUGUCUACCACGUCAACCUUCCAGAAUUAUGGAUUUAAGAUAAAUGCUUACAGUAAUUUUGUGUAUGUUCUUAUACUUCAUUUGUGAUAGACAUUUUUAUAUAUACUGUGUUGUGUUUUUUUCCCCCCAAGUCUUUUUAACUUUUGCCUUAUCGUUUAUGAAAAGUAAAAGGCACUUAUAUACAAAUACCCCUAUUAUCAAUUUAUUAUUAUAUUAAAUUUAAUUUAUUAUGCAUCCCUAAUAUAAGUACCUUCAGAAAUGUAAUUGGCAUUGAAGUUCCCUUGAUCAUGGAGGACAUAUUUAUUGGACAAGCUUUAAAAGCUUAUUUAUCUGUCUCUUCAACAGGUUAUAUCAGCUACGGAAUAACACCCGGAUAUCUGUGUCGGCGGCAUCGAAACUCCUGGGUAACAUGAUGCUCCAGUAUAGGGGACAAGGUUUAUCCAUGGGCAGCAUGAUCUGUGGUUGGGAUAAGAAGGUAAGAAACAGUACAAAUACAUUAACCACUACUGUUUUGCCAUGAGUGUUCUGGAGCCCCUCCAAUGUAAGUAGUUCAACUUCUUAUUUGAGGUCCACUGGGCACUGCUUCCACCUCUCUGCAACCUCCAGAGGAACCGGAAACUCCUGCUGGUAUUUUCCAUUUUUCUCCUGAGCAAAGUCCUACAGUGUAGGGCCAGCUCAUUGUCUGAGAGCAUCAGCUGACCGCUUUGAGCUAGUGAGCUAAGCCUGCACUACAAGGCUUAGCUCAGAGGUGAGAGCCUCCUGCUGCAGAGUAAGUGGAACCCAGGUAAGGAGUCAUACCAUUCAAAAAAUGGUACCACGGCAUUCCAGGCACCAUAACCACUACAAAGCGCUUUUGAUGCUUGUAGUGUUCUUUAAUAUGCAAUCUCUGGGUUCCCAUUGGUGGGUGGUCCAAAGCCUGAAGCCCAAUGUUUAUAUAAUCCAUUUGACUGAUGAAUAAAAACCCAUGAUAUGUUACAUAUUUAAGUUUAGCUCUAACACAGUUUUAUCAAGGCAUAUAGAAUAAAAAGGCCGGCACAGUACAGGGGGAUGGUAUAUAUGCAGUUUCAUUGUAUUUCCACAAAUGUAACAUCAAUCAAUCUUAGUUGAUGGAGAAUUUCUGAUCUGUGGGUUGCUAUCCCAGGUUUUUACAUCUCGUGCCCAACUUUUGAUGACACCAGCUUAGAAGUUUCCAUAAAACACACUUUGAGACAUUAAAUUAAUUUGCAGAACCACAAGGCAAUGCUGAGAAUUUCAGGCCAUAUGGCAGAACUUCUGCAGCUCUCAGGUUGGAGUACCCUUCAUUUUUACUAUAGAUAUGGCAAGUGGGGCCAAGCCUGGAUAAGUGUCUUGAUUGUGCCAAACUCAUCUGAGUGCUAGGUGAUGCAACAGGUCAACUUAUGGUCAACCAGCUAUGCAUACUUCUCAAUUUUGAUUGUAAUACUGCUACAUAUAUUCUACAUUGUGUUCUUAAAAAUAAUAGUGAUACUAAUAACACCUGGAAAUGUAUUUAUCGGCUUUUUAAUAGAUUCUUGUAGAGAACAGAGCAUUUUGUGGGAGAAUUUCAGAAUUAGAUACAAGUUAGACUGAAAUAUCCUGUAGAAAACAGGAUAACUUUUAUCAAUACACAUUUAAUUAUAGAGGUCAAAUAAUGCUGCAAUAUGUGUUUUCUCAUAGGGUCCUGGACUGUACUACGUGGAUGAAAAUGCUACAAGGUUGUCAGGUGACAUCUUCUCCACAGGAUCAGGAAAUUCCUAUGCAUAUGGGGUGAUUGAUAGUGGACAUAGGUAUGAUAUGACCACUGAAGAGGCCUAUGAACUGGCCCGUAGAGCUGUCAGCUAUGCAACUCACCGUGAUGCCUAUUCCGGAGGCGUAAUUAAUAGUAUGUACCAUCACUUGCUUUGUUGUAUUGUAUUACAUACUGUUUUGUCCCAUGUAUGUUGCUAUCCUCAAUCUCACUGCUACAUCCUUCCCUGCACACUGCCUGACCUGCCAUGGCCUAUCUUGAAAAAUCUCAAUGUAAUUUUUAUUUAAUGUACCACCAAGUUAGUAUAUAUUAAAUCAAAAUUAUAUGAUGGCAUUUAAAUGAGGGAUUAUGUGCUCAGUACCUUGGGAAAAUGCAGAUUAUACAAUUUGCAGCAUGUUGCACCAUAAGCCUCCACUGUAAGCCUGCCUCUGCAUCUGACCUAUAAAACAAAAUGCAUUAGAAGGAGAAGACACCCAGGGAAACUAGAUAUUUAUACUAAGGAUACAACUACCUUUUUUUAGUUUAAAAGCAGCUCACAUGGUGCCAGGCUUCCCAACAUUUCAAUUUUAGCGGGACAGUUCCAUUUUAUGGCUUAUGUCCUGCCGUCUAGACACCAGGGAACUAUCCCCAACAAGCAUAGGGCGAGUGCAUCAUUAGACACACUUAUGCUAUACUCUGGGAACUAGGACCCUGUAGAGAGCACUGAAACACAAUCCAAUUUUCGAAUAGAUCUGCCCCCUGUGAGGCAUAGUCAAGAUUGCAUCACUGGCCCACCCCCUUCACUCCCCUUCCACUCGCGUCCCGUUCUCUGUAGCGGCUGAGACUGUAUGCAUAGAUUUGAUAAGGAAGCCUUUCUUAUAUAAGGGCCGUGACUAAGUAGAAAGGCUUUUGGUACAGCAUUCUGCAAAACAUAUUUUUAUUUUUUGUGCAAAAAACUGUAAAGAUUUAAAAAGGCAAAAAAGAGAGCAUAUUAAAGGACGUCUAUAGGGUCAGGAACAUAAAUAUGUAUUCCUGAUUCUAUCGUGUUAAAACCACCAAUUAGGUGGCUUGCUCACCCCCACGCCCCAUCCCUUAGCCCCUUUAGAAAGGGUUAAAACAUACCUUAUUUCCAGCGCUGCGAGGAUCUGCUGGCGAUGGUCCUGCCUCCAAUCCGCCUCCUUAGUGACAUCAUCAGAAUAUAAGAUUUUUAACCAAUUAAAUGCUUUCCAUGCAGAAUGUGGAGACGCUGAAUGGCAGUGCUGACUACUGUGCAGCACUAUUCCAGGUAGCACCUCCAGGGGCCAAAUGAAGAGUUGCCACAGGAGGUAUCCCUAGGGGGCAAUAUAAACACUACCUUUUCUCUGAAAAUUAAAAUGCUUGCAGGGACUGAUUAUACUCACCAGAACAACUACAUUAAGCUGUAAUUGUUCUGGUGACUAUAGUGUCCCUUUAAUGAGAUCAAAACCCGAUUGUCCCUUUAAAUACUGUGUGAUUAUAGUGUAAGUAGGGAAUGUGUUAUUAUUUAUUAUACGUAGUUCAUCCCAUGGAUUUUCUCAAGUGACAUUUAGGUGUCAUGGCCUACUUCUCUCUAUCAUUCAUCACAACCUAAUGUAAUCUGCUCAAAUCUAUUCUGAUUUAAUCUAAUCUGAUCUAUCCUAGUCUAUUGUAUUUGUAUUUGAUAGCAGAACCAGUCAGAGGCCAAACUAAGUAUCACUGUUAACAUGAGUUUAUAAAAGAAUGAUACAAAAACAGACAACUCUUAGUUAGAAUCUGCAUAAAUGUAGUCACCGCUCGGAGGAUUCACAAGCCAAUCCUAUAAAUACCCACAAUUAAAGCAAACAUUUCACAGCAUUCAGUGAAUUAGGAGUUAGAAGCCCUUAUUACACCCCAACAGACCUUCCUCUCCUCUGGUUUUUGUAAAGGAAAAGAAAAUAACAGUGUUGCUCUAUUUCCCAAUUAUUUAAAACCAUAUUCUGCAUACACAUGCUGUGUGCAUAAUAUUUAUUCAUAUAAUGUGUUUGUGAAUAAGUCAAUACAGUGCUUUCCUUUACUCUCCCCUACAUAUUGUCCCUUCUUGUUGUUUGGAUGCCAGCAGAACAGUCUGUCCCCACACAUUGUGUCACAUCUAAUGUGUUCUUCUCCCUCCCCAGUGUAUCACAUGAAGGAAGAUGGGUGGAUUAAGGUUGGGCAGUAUGACGUAAGUGAAUUACUACACAAAUACGCUGAGCAGAAGACCCAGUGAUGAUCGAUAGUCCACGGGCUUCUAUCACAUGCAUGCUGGUAACAUUCUACUGAACUACUUACCACCCUACCCGUGACCCAUUUCCUGUCUGAGAUCCUUCAAGGCAACAUACAGCUCCUCUGGUCCUAGAGAUAAUGUGAUAUGUCUAUGACUAUUAUUCUGCAAACUGUAUAUUUUUUUUUUCAGAUUUUAUACCAAAUCAGGGAUUUGGAAAUAAAUAAACAUGAAAUAAA
Molecule: messenger RNA, 7158 nt
Organism: Pelobates cultripes (western spadefoot toad)
Lineage: Eukaryota; Metazoa; Chordata; Amphibia; Anura; Pelobatidae
Source: the annotation of a GenBank genome assembly